AUGUAAUAAAAAACACAAAAAGGCGAAUAAUAAUAUAAGAAAUUUCAAUUUUUUUAAGAAACAGAAAUUGAAGAUAAAUCAAAAAACCAUACAGAACAUUCCUUAUCAGAUGUAGACAUAAGUAAAGGCGAAUACAUAAAUCAUCGAUUAUAUUUUUGUUCAAAGAAGUUAAGCACUAUAUUUAUACAUGAAAAGGAUUAAAUAAUCUAUAGUUUUUAACCUUUUUAGCACCAAUUAUAUUCUAUAUAUAAAUCUCCAUAAUAUUUACUUGCAUAUGGUUCAGAAAGUUAAGAGCAUACAUAUUCUUAUUUAAAAAUAUAUUCUCCAGAAUAAUAAUAGGAAAAUCCUUUAAAAUUAAUUCGAACAAUAUAAAUAGGGAAAAAUCUCCAAAGUAAAGAUUGUAUGUCCUUUACUUUAACUUAAGAUUUAACAGCCAUUGCACUUGGAUUUAAAGACGGUAAUGUUAUUUUAUUAAAGUCUAUUGAUUUGGCAAGCUAGGCUUACAAAGAGUUUAAUAUUAAACCUAGUAAUUAGAGAAUUAAAUAACUUUUCCUUUCUAAAAUUGAUUAGUGUAUCCAUUUAUUUGUUUGUACUGAUGAAAACAUUCAAUGCUGGCAAGAUUGUACCAAAAAACAUAUACUUUAUUAACCAGGAGGAUAACUUUUUGAUCUUACUGCUAAAGGAACUCUUAUCGGAUGUUGUAAUGCUGAUAAUUCUACAAUUAUGGAAUUCGAUAUAAAGGAAAAAUUAAGAUAGUUUGCUUUUGAAGAUGAAAAUUGGUUAAAAAAUGUUAAUUAAAAAAUAUAUAUAAACUUUUAAAAUAUAAAUUUAAUUAAUUUUUUUUUAAAAAAAAAAUAGGAAAUAAGAUGUUUCAAAAAUAAUUAUUUAAUAAUUCUUUCUUUCUAAAAAGAAGAUUUUUAGAUUACAAUAUUUGAUUUAUUAAAUGAAUAUAUAGCCUUUAAAUAAAACUAUAAAUCCAUAUAAUAAUUAAUAAUUUCUCAAAACUUUAUUCAUUUAAUGCAUAUGACAUAAAAAGGAGAAAAAAAGUUAAUAAAACUAGUCGAAAGAGAAAAUGCUUAUAAAAUCGAAUAUUUCUUUAAGCGUUCAUUUUAUGAAGUAGCUUGGAAAUUCGCAAAAAAUCAAAAUUCAGAUCUUUCUCUAUUAGCAGAAAUAUCAAGACUUCAUGGAGAUAAUUUAUAUGGAAAAGGUGAAUUCGAAUUAGCUAUAAAAAAGUACAUAGAAACAGUAGGAUAUAUUGAACCAUCAUACAUAAUCCGAAAAUUUUUAGAUGUCGCACAUAUAGAUUAUUUAAUAUAAUAUUUGGAAGAAGUACACUCUAAAAAAUAAGCAGACAAGCAUCACACAGCUUUAUUAUUGAAUUGUUUUGUAAAGUAAAAAGACAUUAAAAAACUUGAUAAAUUUCUAAAUGAAUAAAAUUAUGAUUCUCAACUUUUUGAUAUAGAAACUGCAAUUAAAGUUUGUAGAGAAAGUAAAAACUUAGAUUUAGCUUUAAGACUAGCAGAAUAAAAUAAAUAAAGUGAAUAAUAUUUAGAUAUUCUUUUAGAAGAGGAAGAAAUGGAAAAUAAUGGAAAAUCAGCUUCAAAAGCUAUCGAUUAUAUAAGGACAAAAGUUGAUUUAUAGGACAAAGUAAAAUUCAUAUUAGAAUUCGGGUAAAAACUAAUGAAAAAUAACCCAAAAGAAUGCCUUGAACUUAUUUAAAAAAUCGUUCUUUUGUCCCAUAUAGCAACUUAAAUUAAUUCUAAAAGAUCUUAGUCAAAUUAAGCAGAAUUAAAAAUUACUGACAUGAAAAGUAAAUAGGUUUUGUAAUAUUUUAGUCUUUCAGAAUAGGAUGCUGAAUAAAUUUCUUAAACUACUUUUAGAAAACCUGAUGAGUUUUUCCAUAUUUUUAUUUCAGGAAAAGAUGAUUAACUAGAAGCUUAUUUAAAGUUUUUACUUGAAGAAGUUGAUAAUUUAUAAAACGAUAAAGCUGUUUUUCAUAGAUUCUUUGAGUUUUAUUUAGAAAUUUAUUAAGAUGAUUCGAAAAAUGAAAUGUAUUUAUUAAUCUUUUUUUAACAACAAAAUUAUUAUUAUAUAUAUAAUAGAAAAAUUGGUCCACUUACUUUGAAAGAAAAUGUUAAGUUUUAAAUAAUAGAUGUACUUAAGAAUCCAAAAUAUGAAAAGAAAUAUGAUAAGAACCAUCUUUUAGUAUUAUUUAAAAUGUAUAAUUUUGCACCAGGAAUAAUUCAUUUAUGUCAAUAAAUGCAAUUAAAAGAAGAAUUACUUAACUUUUAUAUUACUAAUAAUGAAAGUGAUAAAAUUAUUGAAUUAUGUUCUACAGAAUCAUAAGAAACUAAUUUAUGGGUUUAAGUAAUGUAUAUUGUAUUUAAAAUUAUAUUAAAGAUAUAAAAAAAGGCACUUAAAUAUUUCACAAAAUAAACAAAAAAUGAAAAAGUAUAAGCUGAUAAUGAAAAGAAGCUUAAUACAAUAUUACUUAAUAUAUAAAAUUUAAAUACAUUGUCACCUUUAUUAGUACUUAAUAUAUUGGCUAAAAAUAAGAAUGUUAAAUUUAAAUCUAUUAAAGAUUACUUUAUAAAAAAAUUAGAAGAAGAUUAAAAACAAAUAUAAAAGGAUUAAGAAAUAGUAAACAAAAAUACUAAUUAAGCAAAAGAACAUAGAGAGGAAUAUUAGAAAAUAAAAACUUAAGCAAAGGCAAUUUUUUUAAACAAAAAAAAUAAAAAAAAUCGAUAUUUAUUUAUUACUUUUUAGGUUUUCAACAUUAAAAAAUGUUCAGAUUGUGAAACAGAUCUUUCUAAUCCUAGAGUUCAUUUUAUGUGCGGACAUUCAUAUCAUGAAGGAUGCUUACAUAAUGAAAGAAAGGAAAAAGAAUGUGAAAAAUGUAGUUUAGAAUUCAAAAGUGUAUUAGAAAGAAAAGAAUAAUUUGAUUCACAAAUAAAUGACUCAAAAUAAUUCUUAGAAAGUCUUAACUAAUCUAAUAAUAAAUUCGAUAUUAUUUCUGGUUAUUUAGGAAAAGGACUUUUUUCAAGAAACAUGUUAAAUAAAUGA
This is a messenger RNA of Ichthyophthirius multifiliis, 3063 nucleotides long. RefSeq names its product vacuolar sorting protein, putative. The transcript is spliced from 2 exons. The record is from RefSeq and is a predicted model, not a curated record. Gene Ontology annotation, molecular function: protein binding; protein-macromolecule adaptor activity. Lineage: Eukaryota; Ciliophora; Oligohymenophorea; Hymenostomatida. Gene Ontology annotation, cellular component: HOPS complex; endosome. Gene Ontology annotation, biological process: vacuole organization; vesicle-mediated transport; endosome organization.